AUGAUAAUAGUUGCUUGGAACUGCAGAGGAAUUGCCCGCCGGGGAUUCCAAUCCAAUAUCCGCCAUCUCUUUAAAGAGCACCUUCCCCAAAUCCUAAUACUAACUGAAACCAAAACCAGCCCCAAAAACACUGCAAGAAUCAUGAAGAAAACUCCCUUUGAAAAGUAUGUGCUAGCUGAACCCUAUGGCCUCGCUGGUGGGAUCAUAGUUAUGUGGAACCCUGACUUCAUCAACUUUCAGAUGAUUGGAAGGGAUCUGCAUACUAUUCAUGGUAUUGUGGAGGUAAACACUUCCCCCCCUUUUAGUUUUUGCUUAUCUGCUGUGUAUGCUAGUACCAAGUACAAAAGUAGAUUAGAAACUUGGCAUGACCUAAUAGACAUGUCUAAACAAAUAACAGUUCCUUGGGUAGUAAUGGGAGAUUUUAAUGAAGUCACUUGUCAAUCAGAGAAACUGGGGGGCAAUUUGAUCAAACAACAUAGGGCAGAUAGAUAUUCUGAUGCCAUGAAUGAAUGUGGGCUAGUUGAUGCUGGCUGUGUGGGUAGCAGAGAAGCUUCUGACCAUAAUCCAAUUAAGCUAAUAACGGAAAAUACUGGUUUGCAAAAUCAUGGUCACCAAAAUGUUUUCAAAAUGGAACCUUUAUGGUAUGCUGAACCAGGUUUCUCAACCAUGGUGGAUGAAAACCUAAAUGCUGAUAAUUUUGACUUGGUUAGUAAACUCAAUAAUAUCUCCAAAACCAUGUCUUCUUGGGUUAAGGACAAUAUAGGAAAUAUUUUCAAAAAAAGGAAAGUCUUGUGUGCUAGAAUCAUGGGUAUCCAACGAGCUCUAGAACACAAGCCAACCAAUAAGCACCUCUUGGACUUAAAUGAGGACCUCUCUAAUGAGCUAGGUCUCAUUUAUGAGCAAGAGGAAGCCUUCUGGAUGGCUAGGGCUAGAACUAGUUGGAUUGAAAAUGGGGACAAAAACACUAGCUAUUUCCAGAAGUCUGUCAUCAUAAGAAGAAGAAGGAAUAAAAUCACUAGCCUUAGGUCAGAAGUGGGUCAGGAUAUCCAAGGGAAAGAUCUAGUGCCCCAUAUUGUCAGCUACUUUACCACCCUCUUCACCUCUGAACAGACCAUCCCCCCCUGUGAAAACCACCAUUACUCCAAUGAAAUCAGUAUUGACCAUGCCACCAAUAUUGAAGAAGUUGGGAGAGCUACCAAAACCUUUCCCCAGUCCAUUAAUGAUACCACUAUCUGCAUUAUACCCAAGACUGCUCUACCAGAGACCAUAAAGCAAUUUAGGCCCAUAAGCCUGUGUAAUGCCAGCUAUAAAAUAGUGUCAAAAAUAUUAGUCAACAGAAUCAGACCUCUUUUGAAGGACAUCAUCUCCCCAAAUCAGAAUAGUUUCCUACCUGGAAGGGGCUGUGAAGUUAAUUACAUUGCAGCUUCUGAAAUUUUACACUCCAUGAAAACCAAAAAAGGGAAGUCUGGGUGGUUUGCUCUUAAGAUAGAUCUUGAAAAAGCUUAUGAUAGGCUGGAGUGGAACUUCAUUAGGUUUUGUUUAGCAAGGAAAGGCUUUGAUAGAAAUUCCACAGACCUCAUUCUUAAUUGCAUUGCCUCUCCUGCAACAUCUAUCAUUGUAAAUGGAAAGCCCUCCCCCUCCUUUAAAACCACUAGAGGAAUCAGACAAGGAGAUCCAAUAUCCCCAUAUGUUUUCAUUAUUUGCAUGGAGUACUUAGCUGAUAUGAUUAGUGAGGCUGCCUCUAAGGAAAACUGGAAACCCUUCUACUUGAAGAGAAAUGGCAUCCCCAUCACCCAUUUGAUGUUUGCAGAUGAUCUGCGUCUGUUUGGAGAUACUUCUGCCAAAACUCUCAGUGGCAUGAAGGAGGUCCUUAGGAACUUCUGGGACUGCUCUGGCCAAAAAAUGAAUAACUCUAAGAGCAAGAUCUAUUUUUCCAAACACACCCCCCAAAACCAGAAAGAUCUAUUCUGUAACACUCUAGAGGUACAACCAAGCCCUGAUUUAGGAACAUACCUAGGGUUCCCCUUGACAGACAAAAGGCCAACCAAGAACCAAACCUUAGACAUUUGCAGGAAAAUUAAAAACAAACUGGCCUCCUGGAAGGCUAAAUGCCUCAGCAAAGCUGGUAGGUUAGUACUUAUAAAGUCCACCUUGACCACCAUAGCAAAUUACUCUAUGCAAAUUCUGUACUUACCAAAGAAAACCCUCCAGACUAUUGACCAAGCUUGUGCUAAUUUUCUAUGGGAUUCAGAACCCCAGAAAAAGAAAACCCACCUUGUAGCUUGGCUCAAGGCCUGUGGACCAUUAGAAGUAGGAGGGCUUAGUGUUAGAUCAGCUGUAAUGAUGAAUAAAGUGCUAAUGACUAAACUCUGCUGGAAAUUUAACACAGGGAAAAACCUAGCCAGUAGCCUAAUCAAGGAAAAGUAUGUUGAUAAUAGACCUUACCCUGCCCCUUUCUCAAAAGGGUCUCAUAUUUGGCAAAAUGUUGGAAAGGGGUGGAACAUGUACAAGGACCUUACUGCUUGGUGUAUAGGGGAUGGAACCCAGAUCAACCUUUGGUUAGAUAAUUGGACAGAAAAAGGUUCACUUAGAUCUAUAAUACAAGGACCCCUAACCAGAGAUGAAUUUGCACACACUGUUAGUGACAUUAGGAGGAUGGUUGCUUCAAGUUGUUUAUACUUGUACUAUGAUGUGGGUUCUAGUAGACAUUAG
Spinacia oleracea (spinach) is the source of this 2712-nucleotide messenger RNA. RefSeq lists its product as uncharacterized. NCBI's taxonomy places the organism in Eukaryota, Viridiplantae, Streptophyta, Magnoliopsida, Caryophyllales, Amaranthaceae. Bases 1 to 2712 code for a protein of 903 amino acids. The transcript is spliced from 4 exons. Gene Ontology annotation, molecular function: catalytic activity. The record is from RefSeq and is a predicted model, not a curated record.